Messenger RNA from Balearica regulorum gibbericeps (East African grey crowned-crane), 1892 nucleotides. The record is from RefSeq and is a predicted model, not a curated record. NCBI's taxonomy places the organism in Eukaryota, Metazoa, Chordata, Aves, Gruiformes, Gruidae.
AUUCCAUAGGUGGGUCAUUUUCAGCUUCCUCCCACCGAUGCCACCACAAGCAGAAGCACUGUCUCCCCAUCCCACAGUGUGGAGCUCUGUCCAUCAGCCCUCUGCUUUUCCAUCCCCACACGAAGGGAUCCCAGAUCAUCAUGGACACAACACAGAAGGCAGUGAAGCGCCAGGCUAGCUUCUGCAAUGCCAUUACCUUCAGCAACAGGCCCAUCGUUAUUUAUGAACAAGUCAGGCUUAAGAUCACUAAAAAGCAGUGUUGCUGGAGUGGGGCUCUUCGACUCGGGUUUACUUCCAAGGAUCCAUCGAGGAUUAACCCUGACACUCUGCCAAAGUACGCCUGCCCUGACUUGGUUUCCCAGAGCGGUUUUUGGGCCAAGGCUCUGCCAGAAGAGUUUGCGAACGAGGGAAACAUCAUAGCCUUCUGGGUGGACAAGAAAGGUCGGGUUUUCUAUCGGGUGAACGACUCGGCUGCGAUGCUCUUCUUCAGCGGGGUGAGGACGGCAGAGCCCCUCUGGGCUUUGAUCGACGUCUACGGACUGACCCGCGGAGUGCAGCUCUUAGACAGUGAAAUCAUUCCUCCCGACUGCCUGCGGCCCCGCUCCUUCACCGCCAUCCGCCGGCCCUCGCUGCGGCGGGAGACGGAGGACACGCGCCUCUCAGUCAGCCUGUGCGACCUCAACCUGCAGGAGGAGAACUUCCAUGUGACGGCCACCACGUGCCCCAUCCCGCAGAACUCCCUCAACUCCCAGCACUCCCACCUCCUCCCCUCCCAGCUGGAGAGCGACCUCCGCUUCCACCACCUCCGGGGACCCCAUGUCAAAAUCCUUGAUGACCAAACCGUGGCCCGUCUGGAGCACGCCCGGGAGGAGAGGACUUUGGUUUUCACCAGCAGACCCCUUCGGAUCAACGAAACCAUUUUUGUCAAAAUCAACAAGUCCAAUGCUGUGCGCACGGGGACGCUGUCCUACGGGGUGACGUCCUGCGACCCCAGCACCUUGCGUCCCAGCGACCUUCCCUAUAACCCCGAGUCCUUGGUUGACCGAAAGGAGUUCUGGGCCAUCUGCCGAGUCGUGGUGCCCCUCCAGAGCGGAGACAUCCUGGGAUUUACGGUGAAUUCAGAUGGUGAGCUGCACUUGAGUCACAAUGGUGCCGGCACUGGCAUGCAGGUCUGCGUGGACUGUUCCCAGCCCCUCUGGAUGUUCUUCGUUUUACACGGCGCAGUCAUACAAAUUCGAUUGUUAGGUUCCACCAUAUUAGCCGAGCGGCUGGGGCUGUCCACACCAAGCUCACCCACAUCGACACCCAAUUCCCCCACUGUCCUCUGCAGCGGCAUCUCUGACCCCAUAUUGUCUACAUGUGGCUCUGGCCCCCUCUGCAGCUCUAUCAGUGGCACAGCUCCCAACUCUCCAAUCAGCUUGCCUGAGUCACCCAUCUCCCCAUCCGUCUCAGGGCCCUGGGGAGAUGAAUGCACCAUCUGCUAUGAGAACAUGGUAGACACGGUCAUUUACUCCUGUGGACACAUGUGUCUCUGCUAUUCAUGUGGGCUGAAGCUCAAGAAGAUGGCCAAUGCUUGCUGCCCCAUUUGCAGACGGGCCAUCAAAGAUAUCAUCAAAACAUACCGCAGCACUUAGAGCAACAGAAGAUGCUGUGGUGGGGACUGUGCAGGUGGGAAGGAGGCUUUGAAACAACACAGGUCUUGGCCUCUAUUCAUCAUCCAGAAGAUUUGAAAACCAUCACCCACCACCCCCCUGAUCCUCUUUUCCACGGACAAGAGAUGAGACAAGCUUAGGCGCUGCUCUCCUACCCUCCAAGAAAGCCCUGGGACUGAACUCCAGUGUGUCAGGGAAGUUGUGAUGGACUACUCUCCCUCGUGGAUUUUAAACUUUAUC